AUGGAAAACCUCACCAUCUUUACAGAAUUCCUCCUCAUGGAUGUCUCAAGCUCUUGGGAACUUCGCAUUUUGCAAGGCCUGCUGUUCCUAUUGAUUUAUCUAGGAACUCUGGCUGGAAACCUACUCACCAUUGCUGCCAUCGUGACAGACCCACACCUUCACACGCCAAUGUAUUUUUUUAUAAGCAACUUAUCUCUCAUAGACCUUUGCUGCAUAUCAGUCAGUGUUCCCAAACUGAUUGUGAAUUCCCUGACAGGCAGUAUGUCCAUCUCACUGAAAGAAUGUGCUGCUCAGAUUUUCCUAUAUAUUUUCUUUGCAUCCACUGAGAUGGCUUACCUUGUGGUCAUGUCCUAUGACCGCUAUGUUGCCAUUUGCCACCCUCUGCACUAUGGGCUCACCAUCACCCCCUGGGUGUGCUCACAGGCAGCAGUGGGCUCAUGGGGCAGUGGACUGGUCUUUUCUGCCAUCCACACUGGGAAUAUGUUCAGACUUCCCUUCACCAAGUCCAAUGUGAUCAACCAAUAUUUUUGUGAUGUACCUCAAGUUGUGAGAAUAUCAUCUUCAGAAGUUCAGUUUUCUGAAUCUGUGAUGCUUGUAUUAAGUACUUGCAUUAUCUUGAUAUGUUUUACUUGUCUGUUUGUGUCGUACAUUAAUAUACUUUCAACGGUGCUUAAGAUCCAUUCAGCAGAAGCCCGCAACAAAGCCUUGUCCACCUGUACCCCACAGUUGCUAAUUAUUCUUAUAUUUAUAAUUUCUGGAUUCAUUGCAGUCUUAGGUCCCAUUGCAAAUAAAGUAUCUCUUAAAAAUCUGCUGACAGCCAUGUUCUAUAGCACAGUGCCCCAAUUCAUAAACCCCAUCAUCUACAGUCUGCGAAACAGGGAGAUAAACAUUGCUCUAGGCAGAAUGUUCAACAAAUCCUGA
Messenger RNA from Manis pentadactyla (Chinese pangolin), 921 nucleotides. Its product is annotated as olfactory receptor 14I1-like. Gene Ontology annotation, biological process: G protein-coupled receptor signaling pathway. NCBI's taxonomy places the organism in Eukaryota, Metazoa, Chordata, Mammalia, Pholidota, Manidae. Gene Ontology annotation, cellular component: membrane. The record is from RefSeq and is a predicted model, not a curated record. Gene Ontology annotation, molecular function: G protein-coupled receptor activity; olfactory receptor activity. The coding region runs from base 1 to 921 and encodes 306 amino acids. The transcript has a single exon.